Molecule: messenger RNA, 812 nt
Organism: Arabidopsis thaliana (thale cress)
Lineage: Eukaryota; Viridiplantae; Streptophyta; Magnoliopsida; Brassicales; Brassicaceae
Product: NAD(P)-binding Rossmann-fold superfamily protein
Exons: 2
Coding region: 33-812 (259 amino acids)
Source: RefSeq, marked reviewed
GGUGUUUUCAUAAGUGAAAAUACAACAAAACAAUGUCGGGACAAAGAUUGGAUGGCAAGAUCGUAAUUAUAACAGGCGGGGCUAGUGGGAUCGGAGCUGAAGCAGCGAGGUUGUUCACGGACCAUGGAGCUAAAGUUGUCAUCGUUGACUUACAAGAGGAGCUUGGUCAAAACGUCGCCGUUUCGAUCGGGCUAGACAAAGCAAGUUUUUACCGUUGCGAUAUAACGGAUGAGACGGAAGUUGAGAACGCCGUUAAGUUCACCGUUGAAAAACACGGAAAGCUUGACGUUCUGUUUAGUAACGCCGGGGUCAUGGAACCGCAUGGAAGCAUUCUUGAUUUGGAUCUUGAGGCGUUUGAUCGAACGAUGGCCGUCAACGUUCGCGGUGCGGCUGCGUUUAUAAAACAUGCAGCGCGUUCGAUGGUGGCUAGUGGAACUCGUGGCUCCAUUGUUUGUACAACGAGUGUGACGGCUGAGAUUGGUGGUCCGGGACCUCACAGUUACACAGCGUCGAAACACGCGCUUCUCGGGUUGGUUCGAUCAGCGUGUGGCGGGUUGGGGAAGUACGGGAUUAGAGUCAACGGUGUUGCACCGUAUGGAGUAGCAACGGGGUUAACUAGCUACAACGAGGAAACUGUGAAGAUGGUUGAGGAUUACUGUUCAGCCACGGCGAUUCUCAAAGGUGUUGUACUUAAAGCUCGACAUGUGGCAGAUGCAGCUUUGUUUUUGGCUUCUGAUGAUUCGGUUUAUAUUAGUGGUCAAAACUUGGGGGUUGACGGCGGUUAUAGCGUCGUUAAGCUGACAUCGAAUUAA